Messenger RNA from Chaetomium globosum CBS 148.51, 1377 nucleotides. RefSeq lists its product as uncharacterized. Gene Ontology annotation, biological process: G2/M transition of mitotic cell cycle; protein dephosphorylation; positive regulation of G2/M transition of mitotic cell cycle. Gene Ontology annotation, molecular function: protein tyrosine phosphatase activity. Gene Ontology annotation, cellular component: cytoplasm; nucleus. The record is from RefSeq and is a predicted model, not a curated record. The transcript has 3 exons. The coding region runs from base 1 to 1377 and encodes 458 amino acids. Lineage: Eukaryota; Fungi; Ascomycota; Sordariomycetes; Sordariales; Chaetomiaceae.
AUGAUGGAUUCACUGGACGGCCGCGGCUAUGUCACUACGCCGCCUCUUCCCGCUUCGUCUCCCGGCUGCGUCGAUAUGAUGGAUAUGUCGCCUUUGCCACACAAGGCUCCCUUUGUGGCCCAUGUUGAGCUUCCAUCCCCGACCCCAGGAUCCGAUGAUAUGAUGGCGGAAACACCCGUCCCGCGUUCCGCUUCUGUGCAGCCAACAAAACCUCUCGCGGCCGAACGGAGGAGAAUCGGUCUCAGGAGGCCAUCUCUCACCCGUGCCAAAGGCUUUAGCGCGAUUGGCACCAUUGGCCGUGCACAGGGCGAGAACCAGCCCCCACCAUUCCGGUUUGGCGCCGGAGGCGAUGGCCAACUUGGUUCUUCUCCUUCCUCCUCUCUAUCGUUGAGCGAAUGCUUCCAAGACUCGCCCCCGCAGGAGCGACGCCCGAAAAGUUCGAACAGCCCGUGUGUUUCCAUGGCCGUCACCCGUCCCAAAGCGCAUUUCAACAGCCUCAAUGCCAUGAGCGGUGUGCGCAACGGAUCGCCAAUCAACAGCCAAGGGCGGAGGACAGCGAACCCUUUCCUGCGCCCGCGGAAACAAUAUCGCCGCUCUUUGAGCAUGUUUGAGAACGCUGGAGAUGUCGUUGCGCCAAAGAAAGAGGGACCGGCGUUUGCCUGCACAGCACUGCAGUCGGUCAUGGACCUCGAGGAACAAAACGAGCCUGUUCUCCCCCACUUCUUCCCCGAGGACGAAUGUGACAACAUCCCGCGUAUCACGCGUGAAACGAUGCUUGACGUGCUAGAUGGAAAGUACAGCGACAGCUUCGAGCACAAGAUGAUAAUUGACUGCCGGUUCGAGUACGAGUAUGAAGGGGGCCACAUCGACGGCGCGAUCAACUACAACGACAAGGAGCUCCUGUCGAGCCAAUUGGUCGACAACCCGAUGCAGGGCCGCACGCUCCUCAUCUUCCACUGCGAGUACUCCGCCCACCGAGCUCCGAUUAUGGCCCGCCAUCUCCGCGCUCGCGACCGGAACGAGAAUGCCGCCCACUAUCCCAAACUCUUUUAUCCCGAGAUCUACAUUCUAGACGGCGGGUAUAGCGGCUUUUUCGCUGACCAUCGGGAGCGUUGUUACCCCCAGGCCUAUGUCGAGAUGAACGCCGCCGAGCAUGUUAACACCUGCGAGCGGGAGAUGAACCGCCUGCGCCAGAACCGCCGGGGCUUGGGCCGCGCGCAAACCUAUGCCUUUGGGCAGCAAGAUCCCGGGCUGGAAGACUCGCCGACCGCUCCAGGCCGCGUCAACUCUCGCGACCGUGAAAUUUCGAGGGUGCUCGCGGCAUCCCCCAGCAUUUGCCCCGAACGUGGGCCCGCGAGGCGGAUGGUGUCUUAUUAA